Molecule: messenger RNA, 4017 nt
Organism: Pecten maximus
Lineage: Eukaryota; Metazoa; Mollusca; Bivalvia; Pectinida; Pectinidae
Exons: 1
Coding region: 1-4017 (1338 amino acids)
Biological process (GO): proteolysis; DNA integration
Molecular function (GO): nucleic acid binding; aspartic-type endopeptidase activity; zinc ion binding
Source: RefSeq, a predicted model, not a curated record
AUGGCAACAUAUCAGGUGCAACCCCCAGAAAAUUUUACGUUCAAUAAACCAGAGGAAUGGCCGAAAUGGUUAAUGAGGUUCGAACGGUUUCGAGUAGCGGCGGGAUUAGGAGCCAAGGAGGGCCCAAUCCAGGUUAAUACUUUUAUCUACUCUAUGGGAGGUCAGGCAGAAGAUAUUAUCAAGUCAUUUGGAUUGUCAGAUGAGGAUGCCAAAAAGUAUGAGAAAGUUGUUGAGAAAUUUGACAAUUACUUUAUUACCAGACGAAAUACGAUAUUUGAAAGAGCUAGGUUCAAUCACCGAAAGCAGAAUGAGGGAGAAACUGCAGAAAGUUUUAUCAUGGCCUUAUAUUCACUAGUUGAGCACUGUGAGUAUGGAGAUUUGAAGUCUGAGAUGAUAAGGGACCGUAUUGUCGUGGGUAUUCGCGAUAGUAGAUUAUCGGAGAAACUCCAGCUUGACGCAACACUUACUCUAGAGAAGGCUGUAAACCAGGUUCGCCAAUCUGAGGCAGUCAAGCAACAACAGUCAAUUGUUAGGGACAGAGAUCCUAUUGCGAGUAGUAGUCAGGCAGAUAGUAAUGUGGAUGCAGUAUUCCAGAAAGGUCCAAAACAUAAGUUCUCAGGAAACCGGAAGUCGUCUGAAAACCGGAAGUCAUCUGAAAACCGGAAGGCAUCCGAAAACCGGAAGUCAUUUAAUAAUCAGACGAAUCCAGAGUGUCACAGGUGUGGAUUUAGACACAGGAAAGGAAGCUGUCCUGCAAAAGAUGCCGAGUGUCGGAAAUGUCGCAAAAAGGGUCACUAUGCCAAGAAAUGCCGAUCAACAGUUGGCGAGGUACAAAGCUUUUUAGGAGCGGUAGAAAGCAAAGGAUCCCUACCAUGGAACAUAGAUCUGGUUAUUCAGACAGGUCAAACACACACACCGGUAAAUUUUAAGAUAGAUACAGGGGCAGAUGUUACAGCUAUACCUGAGAGUGUCUUUCAACGAAUCGGUCAGAAGUUAGAAUCCUCGACAAGAGUUCUACAAGGUCCAGGUCAGAACCGUCUCAAAGUGUUGGGAAAAUUUUCAAGUAAAUUAUGUACAGAGAAGGGAACUCGGGCUGAGACAGAUAUUUAUGUCAUCAAGACAUUGAGUAAGCCAUUGUUAGGUCGUCCAGCUAUUGAAAAACUCAACCUUGUGAAAACUGUGGCUUCAGUACAGUCAGCCGGUAGUAUCCAGGAAAGGUAUCCAAAACUGUUUAGUGGACUAGGUAAAAUUGAAGGCGACUACACCAUUAAACUUCGCGACAACGCCACACCGUUUGCUCUCACUUCGCCAAGGCGCGUGGCGCUACCACUAUUGGACAAGGUAAAGGAUGAACUUGCCAGGAUGGAGAGCUUGGGGGUUAUCUCCCCUGUUGAGGAACCGACAGAUUGGUGCUCUGGUCUUGUCGUGGUACCUAAAAAGGAUGGAACUGUACGUAUAUGCGUUGAUCUUACACAGUUGAACAAAUCGGUUCGCAGGGAACACCUACAGUUACCUAGUGUAGAACAGACUUUACACCGAUUGACAGGAGCAAAGGUAUUCUCUAAAAUUGACGCAAACUCAGGAUUCUGGCAGAUCCCGCUAGAACAAUCUUCGAGAUUGUUGACAACUUUUAUUACUCCAUGUGGGCGUUAUUGUUUCAACCGUCUACCCUUCGGUAUUUCAUCGGCGCCAGAACAUUUCCAGCGAAGGAUGUGCAACCUGCUAGACAAUGUACCAGGAGUAGUGUGUCAGAUGGACGACAUGUUGAUAUUUGGAACCUCACAGGAGGAACAUGAUAAGCGUCUGAAUACUGUGUUACAGAAGGUUGAGAAAGCCGGGAUUACCUUAAACAGUGAUAAGUGCGAGUUCUCAAAGAAAAGUGUCACAUUCGUCGGUCACGUCAUAGAUGAGACAGGAAUACGUCCAGACCCUGCUAAGGUGAAAGCUAUCGUGAACUUUGAAGCUCCUACUAAUGUCAGUGAGGUCAGGAGAUUCAUGGGAAUGGUUAAUCAACUUGGGAGAUUCUCCCCGAACAUAGCAGAACAUUCCAAGCCAAUUCGUGAUUUACUACAGAAGGAUAGUGCAUGGACGUGGGACAUACCUCAAGAGCACGCAUUUGAGCUGAUCAAGCAAGAACUCAGCUCUACACCGGUACUGUCAUUAUACGAUCCUAGGGCAACCACCAAAAUCUCUGCUGACGCAUCAUCUUAUGGUAUUGGAGGCGUCAUACUUCAACGUCCUAAGGACAGUAGUGAGGACGAUUGGAGGCCAGUCGGAUACGCGUCACGAUCUAUGAGCGCUACAGAACAGCGAUACGCGCAGCUGGAAAAGGAAGCACUCGCUGUAACGUGGAUGUGCGAGAAGUCGUCAGACUUGCUCACAGGAAUACACUUCCAAAUUGAGACGGAUCACAAGCCGUUAGUUCCGUUACUAGGUUCCAAGGCGAUAUCUGAGUUACCCCCGAGGGUUCAGAGAUUUAGGAUGCGUCUCAUGCGAUAUGACUACAGCAUCAUGCAUGUGCCCGGUAAACUACUGUAUACCGCAGAUGCUCUAUCCAGAGCCCCCUUGAUUCAGCAAGGAUCUGAGGAGGAGGAGUUUCAACAGGAAGUUGAAGCUUACGUCGAUGCUAUCAUGGACGACAUUCCAGCAACAGAAGUUCGCCUCAACGAAAUCCGCAUGAAACUACAGGAAGACAGUAUCUGUAGGAUCAUUAUGAAUUACUGUCAGGAUGGAUGGCCUGGUUACGAACAUCCUACGAUCACAGUCUCCACUAGGCCAUAUUGGCAGUUGAGGGAAGAACUCUCGGUGUGUCAUGGUUUGCUUAUGAGAGGAAGUAGACUCGUCAUUCCUUCAUCUAUGAGGGCGGAAAUACUACAGAAACUACACGAGGGGCACCAGGGCAUCGUGAAGUGCCGUGAGCGUGCUAAGAACUCGGUAUGGUGGCCGGGUCUAAGCAGAGAGAUUGAGGAUGUUGUGAAAAACUGUUCGUCGUGUCUGAAGCAUAGGAGAGAGAGACCAGAACCUCUCAAACCUACUGAUUUCCCUGAUCGUCCCUGGCAACAAUUAGGGUCUGAUCUAUUCUACUGGAAGGGAGUGAACUAUUUGUUAGUGAUAGACUAUUUCUCUAGAUACAUAGAAAUUGCCAAGCUUAGCUCCACGACUUCAGAAGCAAUAGUCACACAUCUCAAAUCGAUGUUUGCUCGACAUGGAAUUCCAGAGACCGUCAUAUCGGACAACGGUCCGCAAUACGCGAGCUCAACGUUUCAGGAAUUCACGAGAGAUUAUGGGUUCACCCAUUCGACCAGCAGCCCUUAUUACCCUCAAGGGAACGGGGAAGCCGAGAGAGCAGUUCAGACCGUGAAGCGUCUACUUAGUGGCUCUCAAGAUCCAUAUCUAGCCUUGCUAGCGUAUCGUACCACACCGUUACGAAAUGGCUACAGUCCUUCGGAACUACUUAUGGGGCGGAAGCUUCGUACAACUAUACCGGAGAGUCCAGCAAAUCUAUCUCCUAAGUGGCCAGAUCUCGAGUACGUUCGAGAUAAGGAACUGUUGGAUCGAACAUCUCAAAAGCACCAUUUUGAUCGGUCACAUCGCGCAGUUCAACGUCCGGAAUUGCACCCGGGAGAAACAGUGUGGGUGAAAGGACCCAGCGGAGGGUUCAGUGGAACGAUCACUAAGUCAGUGAAUGAUCACUCAUAUUUGGUCAGGACACCGUCGGGCCAGAUUCGUCGGAAUAGGAGACAGCUGGUCCAAGCUCCAGCUAUGAGGCCGGAUUUUCCACACACGAGUGGAUCGGGAGAUGUGCCUAGCGAUGUGAAGGAACCAAGUAAUCAGACUGUGUGUAGCAACCCUGUAAAGGCUCCGAAGCCUACUGGGUCUCCGAAGUCAAAGACUGGGUCUAGUACUUCUGUCAGUGUCAAUAAUAGUUCAGAGAUAGGUGUAGGUUCUAAGAGUGAUAAUGCAACUGUUACUCGCUCUGGCAGAGUCUCGGUUGCUCCAAACCGGAUGGACCUGUGA